Messenger RNA from Punica granatum (pomegranate), 1470 nucleotides. Lineage: Eukaryota; Viridiplantae; Streptophyta; Magnoliopsida; Myrtales; Lythraceae. The record is from RefSeq and is a predicted model, not a curated record.
AUGAGGCGAAUGUUGAGAGCUAGAUUUCUUCCUCCAAAUUAUGAGCAAUAUUUGUUCAUGAAGUACCAGAGAUGUGUGCAAGGGUUGAGGUCCGUCCAUGAUUACACGGCGGAAUUCUUAAGGUUAGCGGAGCAUAAUGCAUUAAACGAGUCAGAGAGCCAACAAGUUGCCCGGUAUAUGGAAGGUUUAAAGCCAACUAUUCGGGACAAGAUUGGCUUGCAGAUGCAAGGUCAAGGGAAUUCCGAUAAAUCAGCUGGCAAGAAGCUGGUGACAGAGACUGGAAUUUCAAGGAACCAAAAUUCUCAUGCCAAGCAAUUCACAGCAAAGUGCUUCAAGUGCAACCAGCCGGGUCAUCGAUCAAGUGAUUGUCCUUGGCGAAAGGCUAUAGCUCUGGUGGAGCAUGAGGAAGAUGUUGAAGAUGUGUUUUGCGAUCCUGAGGAAGAGGAAGAACACAACGGUGAGGAUGAUUAUGAGCAGACAUACAUGGUUCGGAAGUUGAUGCUCGCACCUAAGCAAGAAGACCAAUCCCAGAGAAACAAACUAUUUCGUACUAGGUGCAACAUUCAUUCAUGCACUUUCAACUUGAUUAUUGACAGCGGAAGUCAAGAGAAUAUCAUAGGAAGAGCUGUGGUCGAGAAGCUAGGGUUGCCAGUUGAGAAGCACCCAAAUCCUUAUUCGAUUGGCUGGAUAAAGUCAGUAGGUGAUAUCCGAGUGACCGAACGAUGCAAGGUUCCUUUCUUCAUUGGCAAAUAUCAAGAUGAGGUAUACUGCGACGUUGUGGAUAUGGAAGCUUGCCACCUAUUGUUUGGGAGACCUUGGCAGUAUAACACUGAUGUAAAACACCAUGGCAAAAAGCAUGUGUAUCAGCUCGUAAAGGAAGGGGUACGCUACACCCUAGUGCCCUUAUCAUUAAAACCUAAGCCCAAAGUUGUCCCAAAAGUGGAGGGUAAAGCGUUUUUGAUAGAGACUCAUUCGGAGCGGGAGAUUGAAGGUGAUUUUAAAGAGUCAAAGGAAAUGCAUGUGUUGAUUGUGAAGGAUUUACCAUUGGAGAAGCAAAUCAUGGAGGUGCUAAAGGAAGUGAAGCCCCUACUUGUUGAAUUUGAAGAGAUUAUUCAUGAGGAGUUGCCAGAUGGGUUGCCUCCAAUGAGAGAUAUACAGCACCAAAUCGACUUGAUACCUGGAGCAAGCUUACUUAAUUUGCCCCAUUAUUGCAUGAGUACACACGAGAGUGCUAUACUACAGGAGAAAGUAGAGGAACUGCUAGGAAAAGGUCAUAUUCGAGAGAGUCCGAGUUCUUGUGCCGUGCCCGCAUUAUUGACACCGAAGAAAGAUGGGAGCUGGUGUAUGUGUGUCGAUAGCAAGGCAAUCAACAAGAUUACGAUGAGAUACAAGUUUCCCUAUGCUGGAUCAAUUAUACGGGGCGAUGGUGUUCCCAAGAUUGACCUUCGGAGUGGGUACCACCAUAUUUGA